AACACCACACCAGCUACCACACCAAACACCACGCCAGCUACCACACCAAACACCACGCCAGCUACCACACCAACUACCACACCAACUACAACAUCAAUCACCACGCCAGCCACCACGAGAACGAGGGUAGUAGUCUAAUCAUUGAUCGCGGUAACAUUGCGGUAAUGUCGAGUGCGAGUUAACACGUUGACCGCGACUCAGCAGACAUUGCCGUUCAACCCGAACUGAGGGGCAAUGUUGGAGGGUCUCGUGGCGUGGAUAAUCAACACGUACGUCGGGAAGUACGUCGAGAAUCUCAACACCGACCAGCUCUCCCUCGGCCUCCUGCGGGGCGAAUUGGAACUCGAGAACUUGCCCCUCAAGAAAGAUGUCCUCCGAGGCCUCCACCUUCCCUUCGACGUCCAGUCAGGCUUAGUCAGCAAGGUGUCUCUGCGCGUGCCGCUGAGCGCCGUCCGCUCCCAGCCUUGGCUGCUCCGGGUCACCGGGGUUUACCUCGUCGCCUCUCAGGGCCCCCACCCCGGCACCGGCGACGAUGAGGGGGGCGGCGAGGGGGGCGACGAUGAGGGGGGCGACGAUGAGGGGGCCGAUGGCGACGCUCGUAAGAGGCAGGAGGAGAAGGCGCAGCGGUUGAGGGAGUUGGAGGCUCGCUGGGAGAGCGAGCUGAACAAGUCAAGCGGCUCCCUGUGGUCAUCUCUGUCCACCUCCAUCCUUACCAACAUCAUCGAGAACGUGCAGCUGAACGUGAGCGAUGUUCACGUGCGGCUGGAGGUGUUGGACAGCGACUCUGGACGCCUCUCCGCGCUGGGACUCUGCUUGUCCAACGUGGCCGUUCAGAACGUGGCUCACCAACCCCAGGCGGGUGACCUUACUCACAAGUCUCUGUGUGUGAGCGACCUGGGUCUCUACUGGGAGGAUGACGCUGCACAGAGCUCCAAUCUCUCUGCCUCUCAGCUACAGCAGGCCAUGACGCUCACCUCCCGCUCACCAGCGGGCCGUGUGUGGCUGCUGUCCCCGGUGAGCGCCGAGGUGAGGGUCGCUCGCAACCGCUCAGUGCUACCGCUGCGAUCCAGAGACUCUCCGCGCCUGCAGUGUCACUUCCUCACCGACAGCGUGCAGCUCACGCUCACCCAGACGCAGUACAGAAACUUGGUUGGGCUGGCCGACGAGGUGAAGAUGAGGAGCCGACGUCGCAAGUUUCGCCGCUGGAGGCCACGCUGCUCCGUCGCGACGAGCCCGGUGGCCUGGUGGUGCUACGCCUGUCGCUGCCACGGCUAUCGUCUGAGCCGCCCCUCCGACCCCGACCGCUGCCGGACUCAGCAUCAUCAGCAGCAUCAUCAGCAGCAGCAGCAGCAUCAGCAGCAGCAUCAGCAGCAGCAUCAUCAGCGUGGCUCACUCGCCGUCGCCCUGCGGAGAGCUCGCGAUGCCGUGGCCUAUGCAGCAGCGUACAGGCGGCUGGUUCAGCAAGGCCCUCCACUAGCGGUGGUGCAGCAGGCGCUGAUGGAGCGUGUGGAGUUUGAGCUGUCGUUUGAGGAAGUUUUGGCGCUGAGGGAGGCUGUGAGGGGACGGCUGAAGAGGGAGCAGCUCCCGCUGGAGGCUGUGGACCCUGGACACGGUACGACUCACCGGGACCCCACCGCUACCGCUGCUGGUCCCGGUAGCGGUGACGUUACCGGCGCCGGGUAUCUCGCCUACCUCCGCUCGUGGUUCCCUGGCUGGUCCGGCUGGUACGCCGAGGAAGCGAGCGGUGAAUCCGCCGGUGGAAACGCCGACGCUGGAACCACUGCCGCCGCUGCUAAGGACUUUGUGCCAAGUCAACUGGAGGGCAGUGCCAAGCUGAGGGAGAUUGGUCCAGAGGAGGAGGAGGAGCUGAUGGGAGUGAUGAGCGACCCCACGACCUGCGACUCGUUCACCCAGAGGGACGUGGUGCUCGCUCAGCUGAGACUCACCAUCAGCAGCGUCUCGCUCACCCUGGCGCUCACCCCUCCUCACCACCACGCCCCUCCUCCUCCUCCUCCUCAGCAUGCCAGAGGGGAUGGCGGCAGUGGACCGGGCUUCCUGCAGCUGGAGCUUACUGCGGUGGAGUCGAACGUGCACUUCCGACCUCGGAGUGACUCUGCUGUAGUCCAUCUCUCUCUGGGUGGAGUCUGGGUCAGGGACCUUCAGCCGCUCCACCCUGCCUUCUCCACCCUCAUCUCACCCAAUGAGGUUUCGCCAAUUUCCCAUCAACACCCAGCGCCGCCCGUGCUGGUGCUGGGCUAUGAGCGCUGCGCCGAGCGCCGCCGCCGCCGCUGGACGCCCGCCGGGGGCGGUGCCGGGGGCGGUGCCGGCGGCGGUGCCGGGGGCGGUGCCGCCGGGGGCGGCUUCCAGCGGCGUCUGCGGCUUGCCGCCGGCUCUCUGGCGGUGACGUACAGCACGACAGCCAUAGACAGCACCACAGCCUUCUUCACUGCAGCACGUGUGGGGGGUUCCUCUGCCACUGUGGGUGGCGGUGUGGGUGGUGGUGGUGUGGGUGGUGGUGGUGUGGGUGGCCACGGACGACCCAAGGACCGUCACGGACUGUGGGGUCUUCUGCUGCCCGCACACCACCACCAGUCUCCGUGGCUGCGCUGGGCGGUGAGGAUGGAAGUUGGAGCUCCCCGCCUCAGCUUCCCCCACGAUCUCCGCGACGAAAACUCCACCACUGUCGUUGUGGACCUGGGACGCAUGCUGCUGACCAAUCACGUGGGUGAGUGUGCCGCUGACCAAUCACACUGCUGACCAAUCACGUGGGUGAGUGUGCCGCCGACCAAUCACGCGGGUGAGUGUGCCGCUGACCAAUCACAGCG
Petromyzon marinus (sea lamprey) is the source of this 2825-nucleotide messenger RNA. The record is from RefSeq and is a predicted model, not a curated record. NCBI's taxonomy places the organism in Eukaryota, Metazoa, Chordata, Hyperoartia, Petromyzontiformes, Petromyzontidae.